CGUUGCGAACAAAGUCGUAUGAACCAAGAAUGAUCGAAUAAAGAGAUUGCGCUUUGCGCAGGUCCGUUACUCUUGUUUACAAAUCAGCUGUUCGAGUGUUGACGUCAUAAUAUAAAAUUUUUGGUGGGAAGCGUAUUGGUUUGCGAGGAAAACGUAUUGAUGUGUGAUAUUUUUGUUAAAGUUAUAAAAUAAAAACUUUGUAAAAUGAAGUGCGCAGUUGCGAAAUGUGGAAAAACGGCGGCAGAGUGCAGUUUGUUUACUUUUCCUUCAGAUCCAGAACUUAGGAAAAAGUGGAUCCAGUUCUGCCGGCAAAGCAAGGAUUUCCAAUUUAAAACUUGCUAUAUUUGCAUGCAUCACUUUGCAAGUGAAGAUUUUGAAAAUAGUCUGCAGUUCGAAACGGGUUAUGCAAAAAGAAGAUUGUUGAAACGAGGCUCCGUGCCAUCAAUUUACAAGCCCGGUGAUGAAAACCCGGAGCGUUCGCAAAGAGUUCAUCGUCGUCAAAACAAAAAAAUUGUUUCUGAACUUCUUCAUCAAAGUGAUGCUUCUGUAUCACAAGAAGUUGAAUGUAUUUGCGUUGAAGCGGUCGAGGAUGCUGGUAAAGAUACCAACCUUUCGCAGGCGUUUGAGGAGGAGAAUGAGGAAAAUUGUGCUCUUGCAGCCAAUAGUAUUGCUGAUGCAUCAGCGUUACAAAUCAGCCUUGCAAAUCGGUCCUUUUCAGUACAAGAAAUGGAAGAUUUGCAAGCAAAAUGUGAAGCGUUACAAAAAGAAAAAGCAUCUCUUCGAAAAGAGAACAAAAAGCUCCGAAGUGAAGUCACGGCACUAAAGCGAAGUCAUUGGUUGAAGGACAAGAAGCACGAUUACAACAUGAAUGAGGCAAAAAAGCGUGUGCGGAUAGCGGAACAUUCCUGCAAAAAUAUGGAAGAAAAGUUGGAAGGGAUUUUUACAAAAGGCCAAAUAGCGAAGUUGAAGAAUGGCGUUAAAAGACCACUUUGGAGCGAGAAAGAUAUAGCCCAAUCGAUUACUCUGUACGCUGCUGGUGCGAAAUCGUACAAGCUUAUGUACAGAAGGGCUUUCCGCUUCCUGGAGUCAGAACAUUGCAGACAUGGUCAAAAAAAAUUGAUGUUUCCCGAGGAUUGUUAGAGCCAGUAUUCAAAUUAAUGGCAGCAUGUACGCAUAUGACUGAAACUGUCUGUGUUGUGCUUCGAUGAAAUGAAAAUAAGAAAGACGUACUGCUAUGAUGCUUCAUCUGAUUCGACGCUAGCUCCAGCCAGUUAUGUUCAAGUAGCGAUGCUAAGAGGCUUAGUAUCCAACUGGAAACAGCCAAUUUUUUAUGACUACGACUGCAGGAUGACCAAUCACAUAUUACAAAGCAUUUUGCGAACGACGAAAAAAUGUGGCUACAAUGUUCUCGCUGUUGUAUGUGAUCUCGGAGGCAGCAAUAGAGCUUUGUUCAACGACUUGGGUGUGCACAAAGAUAAUCCGUGCUUUACCUUCGAAGACGAAGAAAUUUUUGUGUUCGCGGACGUUCCGCAUUUAAUUAAACUAGCCAUUUCGUUGACCACGGAUAUGUCAUUGAUGGGAAAAUAGUCAAAAAGGACAUAAUAUUAGAGCUGAUGUCAUGCACCUCAAAAGACCUAAGCAUCACACAUAAGAUCACCGCUAGCCAUCUCAACGUAUCUGGACCGCAUAGGCAAAAAGUCAAAACGGCCACAAAGCUGUUUUCGCAUACGAUAGCGCAAGCAAUCACAAGAGCUGCAAGCUUGGGGCACUUGAGUGGGCAUAAUUGGCAGGAGUGCUUCCAAUUGUUUAAAAAGACGAAUGAUUGGUUUGACGUGAUGAACGUCAGGGUGCCUCAUGCUGAUUCUAGGGUGCGGCGUCACGGGUAUGGUCUUGCAGUCGAUGUUCAAAACCAAAUAUUGGACGAAAUGUAAGAACUGGUGGGGAAUAUGAGAGUCGUUGGAAAAAAUGCGCUAUUACCGUUUCAAAAUGGAAUUAUACAAUCAAAUAAAGCCGUAAAAUUGUUGCUUGCCAGCCUUCAACGACGAUUCGGUGUCAAGUACAUUCUGACGUAUCAUUUAAACCAGGAUGUACUUGAAAACUUCUUUGGAGUUAUACGCGCUAAAGGUGGUUUGCACGACCACCCUGACCAGCAGGAAUUUAAAUAUCCGCUCAGAAAAUACAUUCUUGGGCGCAAUGAGGGCGCAAUUUCUACGGCAGGAAAUGUCGAGGUUGAUGAUACCCCAGAUUUAGAACCAUCUCAGCCUACUCUUACAGGUACGAUAUUGCGACCCAUGAAACUUCCAUUGGAAGAAAUUGAACCAAAGGAGUUUGAUGAUCUAGAAUAUGACGGUCUAGAAAAUGUAGCCGGAUAUAUAUGUCACAGACUACGUGAUGAAAUUCAUACCUCGUCCUUCAAAACUAGCGAGGACCCAUCACUCUCAUGGGCGAACCACUUAAGUGAGGGUGGUUUAUCACUUCCAAGCGCAAGUAUGAUGGAGUGCAUGUCACAACUUGAGUCAAUAUUUGUAGCAGUUAAUGGAGAGACACUACUCAUUAGUAAUAAUUUUAUAAAAGAACUCAUAGACCAAGCAUCUGAUAUUGAAUGUGACAUAAAAAUUAAAAAAAUAUUUUUCAGAACACGAAUGUUUGCUAAAAUACGAAAACUCAACCAAGAAAUUAUUGAA
Molecule: messenger RNA, 2684 nt
Organism: Rhagoletis pomonella (apple maggot)
Lineage: Eukaryota; Metazoa; Arthropoda; Insecta; Diptera; Tephritidae
Exons: 9
Coding region: 205-1140 (311 amino acids)
Molecular function (GO): sequence-specific DNA binding
Source: RefSeq, a predicted model, not a curated record